Molecule: messenger RNA, 1951 nt
Organism: Girardinichthys multiradiatus
Lineage: Eukaryota; Metazoa; Chordata; Actinopteri; Cyprinodontiformes; Goodeidae
Product: aspartate beta-hydroxylase domain-containing protein 2-like
Exons: 6
Coding region: 147-1232 (361 amino acids)
Source: RefSeq, a predicted model, not a curated record
CCCUAGCGGCCGAACGGUAAACUGCAGAAGUCCACAUUUCUGUCUGCCGGAGAGCUGGAGGAGCUGUCCACCAACACGGUGCUGAAGCUGUCAGACACGGAGCUUCACGGUGCAUCAAGUUGUUCUGUGUCUCACUCGUCUAAAGGAUGCACUGGUCAAUGAACACACUGCCUUUGCCUGAGUAUGUUGAGCUUGGUGUCCGUUCACUGAGUGGCCUUCUGUGGACUCUGCUAUUUUUGUUUCUGUGGCACUGCUACAGGAUUGGUACUGACCUUCCAAUCCCAGGCCAUGCUGUAAAUUCAAAAUCGAGCUCAAGGCGGUCCAUGAUUUCCCGUAGUGGUGUGUGUAUAGGAACAAACUGCAGUGCCCGGUCCAAGUUGUCCAGAAGCGAACAACUUGCUCCCUUCAUUUCUAUGGAAACAGCGAAGAAUGAAGAGCAGGGACAGGGCUACCUCACCCCAGUGCUGAGUCAUACCUUGUUCCCUGCCCAGGCAUCUGCAGAAGCCAAGAAGCUGUAUGCAGCACUGCAAGAGUAUGCCAAGCGUUACAGCUGGGUGGGCAUGGGCCGCAUUCAUAAAGGCCUUCGUGAGCAGGUCAGACUGAACGAUCUCUCCACCAUACAGAAGCCACAUCUCUUCUUCCUGCCAGAUGUCCCAAGUGUUCCUUUUUUCCCACGUGAUGCUCAUCGACAUGAUAUUGAGGUCUUGGAAGCUAACUAUCCUGCUAUCUUGGCUGAAUUCCAGGCUGUUUACCAAAGAGGCAUCGAUUCCAAAUUGGGCUGGACCUCUCUGAGCCCAAAGAGCCAGGCUGUGUUUCCCUUGUACAGUGCAGGUGUCUGUGUGGCAAAAAACUGCCGCUCCUGUCCCUCCACAUACCGCACGCUUCUUUCUCUGCGUACAUUCAUAAACAGCAACUCGCUGGGAUCUGCGGGAUUUUGGCUGCUGGGCCCCGGAGCUAUACUGGGGAGCUCCUAUGGACCAACAAACACACGCCUUCGCUGUCACCUUGGUUUGAAGACUCCCCCUUUGUGUGAGUUGGUGGUUGGAGGGGAGCCUCAGUGUUGGUCAGAGGGGCACUGCCUGCUUCUUGAUGAUUCAUUCCUUCACAUCAUCUCUCACAAAGGUCCUUCAGAGUCUGGACCCAGAGUCAUUUUAAACGUAGACCUAUGGCAUCCAAAUGUGGCUGCAGCGGAGAGACAAGCUUUGGACUUCAUGUUCACCCCCGACCUCUGAGAUUGCACCAGCACUUCCUGUGAACACCGUGCAGGGAUGCCUUAACUUAGCCCUGCUCGUCCCAGUUUACGCGUCUCACUCCAGUCAGUGAAUCACUGUGCGAAUCCUCCCUUAAGUGUUAGACAAGCCAUUAGCCAUGCAUUCAAGCAGCGUUGUAUGUUUGGUCCACAUUUGUAAGUGUCAAAACAGUGCAGUAUUUAGCUAAUGUUUCAUGCAUGACCUUCUGAUUUGAAAAUGCAAACUGACAGCACCUAGAAGCACAAAAACCAGAGCAGGGGUUAACUGCUGUAAACUUUAGCCUCUAAAGGCUGUUUAAUAUGCUAAUGUAUGCAUGAAACGCCUCAGACUUGUUAUUGUUACUGGUCUUAUCUGAGCUGUUGUUGCACGUGCAUGGGAAAUUUUUAGAUGAUUCAACCCAAAAAACUGUGAAUACUUACAUGAAAAUUAAAUAAAUGCAUACAUUUUAAUGUAUUUUUUUCUCUUAAGAUAAUCCCAAUCAAAACAUAACCAAAUUUACAAUGGUUUUUCUUUCUUGUAUAACAGCUCUUUUUAUGCCUGAAAGUUUCUGUCGACAAAGUUAUUAUAUUUUUGCUUUCUUAACAAAUUCUCUCUGCUAGUUUGUUUGUUGUUACAUAUUUUAUGUACAGUAAAAUGUAAAAAAUAUAUGGAAAUUAGACUUGUUGUCUAUGAUGUCAUUUACUUGAAUAAAAAAUGAUUGA